AUGGUUCAAACUUCCACAAUAGCGACGAUAAGCGUCGCGACGAUAGCUACCGGUCUGCUAGGAUACGCCAUCUACUUUGACAGCCAGCGCCGCCAGUCAGUCGAGUUCCGACGCACCCUGCGGCGCAAUGAGCGCCAGGCCUCGCGCAAGGAGAAGGAGUCCGCCGCCGCCGGCCGCCAGGAGCGCGUCAAGGACAUCCAAACCGCCGUCGAUGCCGCCGCCGACGAGGGCUUCCCCACCGGCGUCAACGAGCGCGAGGGCUACUUCAUGGAGCACGUACAGAUCGGCGAGCAGCUCGCCGCCGACCCGUCCAAGACCAUGGACGCCGCCCUUGCCUUCUACAAGGCCCUCAAGGUCUACCCUACACCCGGAGAUCUGAUUGGUAUCUACGACAAGACUGUUGACAAGAGGGUUCUGGAUGUUCUCGCCGAGAUGAUCGCUUACGACAAGGCACUUGACCUCGACGGCAUUGGCAGCAUGCCUCACCCUGGUCUGGACUAA
This is a messenger RNA of Truncatella angustata, 501 nucleotides long. RefSeq names its product mitochondrial outer membrane translocase complex, subunit Tom20 domain-containing protein. The coding region runs from base 1 to 501 and encodes 166 amino acids. Gene Ontology annotation, cellular component: mitochondrial outer membrane; mitochondrial outer membrane translocase complex. NCBI's taxonomy places the organism in Eukaryota, Fungi, Ascomycota, Sordariomycetes, Amphisphaeriales, Sporocadaceae. Gene Ontology annotation, biological process: protein import into mitochondrial matrix; protein targeting; tRNA import into mitochondrion. The transcript is spliced from 3 exons. The record is from RefSeq and is a predicted model, not a curated record. Gene Ontology annotation, molecular function: transmembrane protein transporter activity.